Molecule: messenger RNA, 960 nt
Organism: Mesorhabditis belari
Lineage: Eukaryota; Metazoa; Nematoda; Chromadorea; Rhabditida; Rhabditidae
Source: the annotation of a GenBank genome assembly
AUGGAGAUUUAUUGGAGUCCUUCAAAUUACACCAAAGCUGGCAUUGAUCAAGGUGUCUAUGGAAUCAUUACAAUUUUACCAGCUUUUCCACCAUUUCUUUUCCUUCUCUACAUCCAAUUCACAAAAAAAGAACUCUUCUCAGCCUACAAGUAUUCAGUUUUUGCGACAAGUUAUAUUUGUUUCUCGGCGCAUAUGGUCAAUUUAAUGUCUUUCAUUUGGUUGUACUAUGCUGCAACUGUGCAACCACCGACAAUCGCGUUGCUUUGUUAUUUCGGGAAAUCUUUCGGAUAUUUCCUCUCUCAAUACAGCUAUUGUUAUUUAUUGGUGCUAGCCCUAUACCGUUUCUGCACAAUCGUUCUCCAUUUCGAGCUCCCCAUUUGGGCAUUAAUUCCACUGUUUCUUGGUGCUUAUUCGAGAGUGCUAAUUCACAUCAUUUGUGCGCUCUUUUUCGGCGAAAUCGGAUACAAUGACUCGUGCAAUCCGAUUUUGACAACGAAUUUUCUUGGCGGAUACAUGACAGUUCACUUGUGGUUGAUCGGUUGCGAUCUUGUGGCAUCAGUGUUGAAUGCGGGAAUUCUCCUUCAUUUGAGGCUUCAUUAUAAGCAACUGAAAGGAAAAUCCCAGUCACUGGCUCAACAAAAAGCCCGAAGAAAUCUCCAAAUCGGUCUCCUCAUCUCAUCAAUUUGGCCAGUUCUCACGCAGAGCUUCACCGCUUGGCAAAUCACGGCAGCUUUAUUAAAAAACCCGAUCCCUUGGUAUCUCAACACUUCCUGCAUGCUCUUUGUCCGUUCUCCAUCUUACUUCCUCGCAGUCACCACCCCAUUUUUGUUCAUCAGAGCGUUUCAAGAUGAAUUCAUCUUUCUCAUCACCCGCAAGCGUACCUCCCAACUGUGCACAAAUAUCCAAACCGUGGCUACGAUAACCGCCUCAAAAGAUCAUAAAGUUCAACCAAGUGCCUUU